This is a messenger RNA of Pan troglodytes (chimpanzee), 995 nucleotides long. RefSeq names its product olfactory receptor 7E24-like. The transcript has a single exon. Bases 84 to 971 code for a protein of 295 amino acids. Gene Ontology annotation, cellular component: membrane. Gene Ontology annotation, biological process: G protein-coupled receptor signaling pathway. Gene Ontology annotation, molecular function: olfactory receptor activity. NCBI's taxonomy places the organism in Eukaryota, Metazoa, Chordata, Mammalia, Primates, Hominidae. The record is from RefSeq and is a predicted model, not a curated record.
UCACAGGUGUCUGAGAAUUCCUCCUCCUGGGACUCUCAGAGGAUCCAGAACUGCAGACCAUCCUCGCUGGGCUGUCCCUGUCCAUGUAUCUGGUCACGGUGCUGAGGAACCUUCUCAGCAUCCUGGCUGUCAGCUCUGACUCCCACCUCCACACCCCCAUGUACUUCUUCCUCUCCAACCUGUGCUGGGCCGACAUCAGUUUCACCUCGGCCACGGUUCCCAAGAUGAUUGUGGACAUGGGGUCGUAUAGCAGAGUCAUCUCUUAUGCGGGCUGCCUGACACGGAUGUCUUUCUUGGUACUUUUUGCAUGUAUAGUAGGCAUGCUCCUGACUGUGAUGGCCUAUGACUGCUUUGUAGCCAUCUGUCGCCCUCUGCACUACCCAGUCAUCGUGAAUCCUCACCUCUGUGUCUUCUUCGUUUUGGUGUCCUUUUUCCUUAGCCUGUUGGAUUCCCAGCUGCACAGUUGGAUUGUGUUACAAUUCACCUUCUUCAAGAAUGUGGAAAUCUCUAAUUUUGUCUGUGACCCCUCUCAACUUCUCAAGCUUGCCUCUUCUGACAGCGUCAUCAAUAGCAUAUUCAUAUAUUUUGAUAAUACUAUGUUUGGUUUUCUUCCCAUUUCAGGGAUCCUUUUGUCUUACUAUAAAAUUGUCCCCUCCAUUCUAAGGAUUUCAUCGUCAGAUGGGAAGUACAAAGCCUUCUCAGCCUGUGGCUCUCACCUGGCAGUUGUUUGCUUAUUUUAUGGAACAGGCAUUGGCGUGUACCUGACUUCAGCUGUGGCACCACCCCUCAGGAAUGGUGUGGUGGCGUCAGUGAUGUAUGCUGUGGUCACCCCCAUGCUGAACCUUUUCAUCUACAGCCUGAGAAACAGGGACAUUCAAAGUGCCCUGUGGAGGGUGCACAGCAGAACAGUCGAAUCUCGUGAUCUGUUCCAUCCUUUUUCUUGUGUGGGUAAGAAAGGGCAACCACAUUAAAUCUGUACAUCUGCAAAUCCUGCC